Messenger RNA from Aspergillus wentii DTO 134E9, 902 nucleotides. RefSeq lists its product as uncharacterized. The coding region runs from base 79 to 534 and encodes 151 amino acids. The record is from RefSeq and is a predicted model, not a curated record. The transcript is spliced from 4 exons. NCBI's taxonomy places the organism in Eukaryota, Fungi, Ascomycota, Eurotiomycetes, Eurotiales, Aspergillaceae.
CGAGAGUUUUCUCUUUUCUUCCAUCUUCUUCUGUCCCUCUUCUUUACUCGGGCACUUUGGUGAUGGCAACGAACCAAUAUGGCCGAGAAAUCCUUCUUUACGAGAUCUUUCAUUGGAAGGAACAUCGUCUUUGGUAGCUCGCGGCCCUCGACGUGGACAUUGACCGAAAAGUUGAGCGAGGAAGUUUUUCAAAAAGAUCGAAUCUCCUCCCAGAACUCUGGCAUCAUUUCAGUUUCUCAUGGAACAUUUCACUGCAGAAACGUCCAUGAUCACAGUGAUACGGCAAUGAUAAAAAUCAUCAUGCAGAUCCCAUACGCAGCAUCUGAGCUCGAAUAUUCUCAGUAUAGAGCACAACAGGCCUCCAACGAAGUUCCCUUUCUCGAACAGUGGGAAAUCGAUGCUCGCAAAAAGCUAGCUAUCAACAAAUGCACAUCCACACACACACUGCACAACGUGAAGUUCGAAACACAAGGAACAAACGGCUCAGUCCCGGGUGGAUUCAUCGUCUACAUGCGACUCGAGGCAGUACCUUGAGUUCGUCUUGGAUACAUCGAGAUGGAUGAUGGGUCAGAAUUUUCUGAGUAUUGGAAAUCGUCUUCAUCAGUGAAGGAGGAUAUUCGACAAGCAUUCAAGGUUGCUCGGCAAGGGAUUGUGUCAAAGCCGGGAUUACCCCUUGUUCAUGGGACCUUGGAUGUCUCAUAUGGGACGCAAGAUCAAAGAGAAUUUACAUCGAUGGUCUCGAGUCCUCGGACCCCGCAAGCCCUGAAGACACUUGGUUACGAUGAUCUAUGGUUUGCAUGGGGUCUUUUAGAAGAAUCAGGGGAAAUGUGACGCCAGUUAUUAGAGAAAGUAAUAAAUCUGAUGCCAGAGUGGCUCUUAGCUUUAUCCUAGUUCCUCUUUGC